Molecule: messenger RNA, 8062 nt
Organism: Catharus ustulatus (Swainson's thrush)
Lineage: Eukaryota; Metazoa; Chordata; Aves; Passeriformes; Turdidae
Gene: RAD51B
Product: RAD51 paralog B
Exons: 11
Coding region: 1935-3137 (400 amino acids)
Biological process (GO): double-strand break repair via homologous recombination
Cellular component (GO): Rad51B-Rad51C-Rad51D-XRCC2 complex
Molecular function (GO): DNA binding; ATP hydrolysis activity; ATP binding
Source: RefSeq, a predicted model, not a curated record
GGUUCCAGUUUUGCUUCUGUUCUCUUGCUUAUCUUAUAUACAGUCCACUCAAAAGGAUCUCAAAGUAUGUGAUAAAUAAAUACAGAGUCUGGUGUCGGUCACACAAGAGGCAGUUCAAGCAUUACUGUGGUAUCUGUUCAUACUCCAAAGAUCUUGCCAGAGGGGAAUGUUUGAUCUACAGCAGGACCAGAUGGCAUUUUGGUCUUUUGUGUUAUAAUUGAGAGAAAUGUGUACAUAUGUACCAGGUACUAUUGCGCCUUUGGUCUGAGUGCAUUUUGUAAUUAAAGCAGAAUAAUCCAAUCAAGAUUUUGCUUGACUAGUCCUGUGACUAUGAAAGGUAAAAAAAGACUGCAGGGCUUUAGCUGCUUUGAGAAUUAGGAAGCAGGUGACUGAAGUCCUGAGUUUAGUAGCAUUGUUCUGCUGCUGACGGGUUUUCUAAAACCUGCAGAGAAAGAAAGGGAAUUUUUUACUCAUGGAAACUUCAGCCCUUUCUGUAAACAAAACAUAAGCCACAACCAAGACAUGAACGGAACAAAUGUUUUUCUAUUUUAGUUUAUCCUAGACCCUGAAUACAUGCAAUAUGCUCUGUAUUCAAGGGGGAGGCUUGCAGGCCUGAGCUCUUUUCCUUCACUUCUGCCUGCAAAAUGCAUCUGAACCACCUGAGUGGGAGAAUACUCUAUUUCCCUUCUUUCCGGCACAUUGGCAGCUACCAAAUCCCUCUGUGGUCCAUCCUCUGUUGCAGAAGGAAAUUUUUCUUCUCAUAUGUCCCCUUACCAAACCAGAAUUUGCUAGUAAUGUAUGUCACCCUAUCCAGCUGCUUUGGCACCUAAAAGCCACUGUGGGUCACAGAGCUGGUGAGAACAGAAACAGCAUUGUCCUUGUUUGGCAAAUGGCCUCCCUUUGAUCCUGUCUUCCCUUAUUUCUCCUGAAGUGUCCUGAGCCAACUGAUGGGGAAGGGGCAUUCCCUUCCUUCCACCUUCUGUCCCAGAGAAUGGAGCAAGCUCUGCAGCUGCCAGGCGCCUUGGCACCUCUCAAGGUUUUAUGCUAACACAGGUCUGUCUCCACUUGGGAGCAGGAACCUUGAUUUUUUAAGAGCUGUAAGGCUCUGGACUUCAGGCUCAUCACAAGCAAGGCUUCCACAGAAUUCAUAGUGAAUUUGUACCAUGUGGAGUAGCUUACAUCUUUUAGGAUGGCAAGGGUUUGCUCCAUCAAGGGUUUGACCACUGGUCAAACUGCUUUGUGAACAAAAGGGGAAGUUACAGAAGUAGGUAGUGCUCUGGUACCUGCUCUGCUUUUGGCCCCUGGGCAACCAGCACAUAUUUGGAAGGAAAAGGAGCUGUUUUGUUGAGGAUGCACUGGUUAGUUUGUGACCAAAGGCAUCACAACUUCAAAUACAAAGUUGUGCUUUCCCACUGAAAUCUUCUCUACUUGUGGAAAUGCAAAUGCCUGCUUGCCCCAAAGUGUAUGACUGCUUGAACUUUAAAGUAGAAGGAAUGUUCAGAAUCUCCAGUCAUUCCCUCUAGGUGAUUCCCAGCUUACAACUUUGUGGAAAAAUACAUCACCUUGGGAUGUGCAAGCUAAUGCUCAUUAAGCCAAUAUAGGUUCUAAAAGCCAUAUAGUGCUGUGCUCCAUCCUGCUGAGUUAAUCAUGCUGAGAAGCAGAAUAGACACACCUCAGAGUGUGCUGCCAUUUGGCUAAACCACUUCAGGACCUGAAAUAGUACCAACGCCUACUCAGGAAUUCAUUUUGCCGUGUAAAAUGUACUCUUAAUUCCAUGCUUAAGAGGAAGAAAGACAAAGAUCCUAUAUAGACUUCACCACUGCUUCCUAUCUUACUUGUGCUGUUACUUGUUUAAGAUUUCAGCUGUUUAAUGGAGACCCUGAAGACCAAAUGUGGAAGGUGACUUUUUACAGCUCUGGAGCAGAUUGGGAAGCAUGGCUGCUAAGAAACUAAGAAGAGCACAGUUGUCUCAGGAAAUGUGUGAAAGACUGAGUCGCUAUCAGAUCACUACCUGUCAGGAUUUCUUAUGUCUUUCCCUCUUGGAGCUAAUGAAAGUGACAGGACAGAGCUACUAUGAGGUGCAGAAACUUCUUUGUAAAGUCAGCAGAGCUUGUGCUCCCAAAAUGCAGACGGCUUAUGAAAUGAAAUUAAGAAAGUCUGUCAAUCCUUCUUCAGCCUUUUUAACCACCACACUCCAUAGUUUGGAUAGAGUCCUGCAUGGUGGUGUGCCUUGUGGAUCCCUCACAGAGAUAACUAGCCCACCAGGUUGUGGCAAAACCCAGUUUUGUAUUAUGUUGAGUGUUCUGGCUACAUUGCCUGUAAGCAUAGGAGGACUGGAUGGGGCUGUUAUAUACAUUGACACAGAGUCUGCAUUCAGUGCUGAAAGACUGAUUGAGAUAGCAGCAAACAGAUUCCCUGCUUACUUUGACUCAGAUGAAAAGCUGCUCUGCAUGACCCGUAGCAUCCACCUGUACAGAGAGCUGACCUGUUGCAGUGUACUGAAGAGGAUUAUGUCUUUGGAAGAAGAAGUUAUUUCGAAGAAAGUUAAACUUAUAGUAAUUGACUCUGUUGCUUCAGUUGUCAGAAAGGAGUUUGAUACAAAACUCCAGGGCAAUCUGGCAGAAAGAAGUAAUUUUUUGACUAGAGGAGCAUCAGUGUUGAAGUAUUUGGCAGAGGAGUUCUCAAUACCAGUUAUCUUGACAAAUCAGAUCACCACAUCGCUGAGCAGUGGCCCUGGCAUCCGGGCAGACCUGGUGUCUCCAGCUGAUGAUUUGUCCCUGUCUGAAGGAUCUUCUGUGAGUGGGAAGAGGGAUUCUGGUUGUGUGACAGCAGCCCUUGGCAACACAUGGAGUCACAGCGUCAACACCAGGCUCAUACUGCAGUACCAUGACUUGCCAACAAGACAGCUCCUGGUUGCUAAAUCCCCUGUUGCUCCAUUCUCCACUUUUUUCUACACCAUUGAGAAAUCGGGCUUGGUUCUCCAGGACCGAAAGGAUCAAACAAAUUUAGUUUGGGAAGGAACCAAUCCUGCCCUGCAGCCCAUACGAGUGAGGAACACUGCCUUGAAAGAUACUUCACAUGAUGCUGCUUUACCCAGCCCUACUGGUGAGACUUCAAGAAAUGCAUCAAAUCUAUAGAAAGGACAAAUGAAACCUCCCCAAGGACUUGAAUGAAUGAUGACAUUGUUUUUCAAAAAUCUGGUGAAACAGAUUUUCUUGAGUAUUCUUCUUCUUCAUUAGUCCCUUCAAAGACUAACUUUAAAACCAGUGCUGUUCUUUGUAUGUGUGAGGCCAUACUUAACUCUGAACUUAUGAAAAACCUGUGUUUUGUUUAGGUUAAUAUAAGUGACAUAAUAAUAAAAGCCUCUGAACAACGUACAUGGUACUGAAGAAGCACAGGCCAUGUGUGCCUUCCUAAUUCACCUCACCACCUCAUCAAUUUGGAGGAGCCAAUGGCCAAGCACAGGAGUGUCCACAGCCCAAAACACAGUGAAAUGUUCACUUCUGUUUUUUUAAGAGAAUGAUAAGCCCACUCAGUGGCUUGAUUACAAAGCAGUAGUACAGUAAAUACUUAUUCCUGUAACUCACUUGGAAAUCAUCAGAGAUGCCCUAGGAGUUACAAAUAGCUGGGCUCUGACUGUGCAGAACGUUAGGAGAACAGGUAGCAAUAUAAACAGUGGGAAGAUCGAUGUAUUACAGCUGCUCAGCCUUCUCUGUCUUCAAAGCACUUUUGAAGUAUUCAUAACAUGACUGCAAACCACAGAACUAUUUGCUCACCUUAAAGACUUAGGGAAUGUAUGACUUGCUCAAGGCCACUAAAAGCAUCCCUGGCUGUGCCAUGAUCAGGAUCUGGUUGUUCCCGGCUCUCAAGCCCACAGGAAAGAAUUGGGUUCAGUUACUGCCAGCUGCCACUGCACCGUCACCAUUGGCCUGAGAGGCUGGUUCUGUCCUCUACCACCACAAGGAAAGCCUCCCUGAGCACCCUCUUGAAAGCAGAGUAACCUGUACAGAGAUAUGAGAGGUCUGCGAGUACUGCCGAAUGGCUGUAGGUAACCCAGCAGGGAAAUGAGCUGCAGUGAGGCCACCUGAGGCAGCCAGGCAGGCAGGUUGCCAGCUGCUGUUUGCUGGGCAGUCUAGGGGUGAUAGAGUUCCUGGGAGCACGUGGACCCAUACUAAAAAGUAUAACGCACCCUAAAGUGUGGCAGUGCCAGAGAUGUGGAAACUGAUGUUGCAUCACUCCCAGCCGCCAGAUAGCGUGGCAUGGAGAGGGCAGCUAUCUGCUUGCAUGCCUGCUCACACAGCUUUGGAUUCUUCUUUAACAAGGAAGUUUCCAUCACAACAAGGAGGCUACUGCAUUUCAAUAAGCUACUUCUAAAAGUAAUACUUUUCACCCUGGGGAAGAGCAAUUUUUGAGUUUCAGUGUUACCAGUUUUGUGCUUUGAAGAGACCUUUGUAACAUGCAAUUUUAAUUUUGUUUUAGCUAAGAUUUAGAUUUUCUUCUUGACAGUGCUGCACUACCGGCCGCUCAAACCCUGUUGAACUUGCUUGUAGCCAUUUUAUCUGAGUAUCUUGUAAAUAUUUGGUAGAGCACUCAGACAGAGAAGUGUUUUUUGCUCUUACAGUCACAUGCCUGGUUCCAGGACCUUUAAGAAGUACAAAAGACUGAAGGCAGGGAAAAUUCCACUGAACUGCAUUCAAGUCUCCAGGGAGCAACUGCACUCUGUUUAGACUAAAAUUUCUCAUUGCUGUCUCUCCCUAUUAAAAAAAAAACAUGGAAGGAUUGAGAGGGGAAGCUAGAGGGUUUCAUUAUUAUAAACACCAGAAUGCAAGAAAGCACUGUUUUCACUCAUUUCUCUCAUAUUGCAGACCCAUUUGCAGUUGGAGAGGGAGAUAAGCUUUUUAAUGCUCUCUGCACUACCUGGGAAAUUUCCAUCAAGUUCUAAAAUGUUUUACAAACAUUAGUGACUUAAAGCUUAAUCCCCUUCUUCUCAUCCCCAUGAAGCAAGUACAGUUUAAAGACAGAGCUACUGAGACCAAAAAUAGUUCUGCUUUGCUGAAGUCAGAAGGACAGCAUGGUAAGAGAACUUGGGUCUUUUGAGUCCCACCUUUCUGUCUUACUCCACGAACAACACACAUUCCCUCCCUUUCCAAGCCUUGCUCUAUUUCCCUUCCUAGGAUAUAGUGAAAAAUGCAGGCAUCACACCUUGAGACCACCUUGGCUUUUGCCCCUUGCUCACAACUGCUGUCCCAUGGAAUGAAGAUGAUGAAAAGAUUGAAGAGGAAUAUGAGGUGAGGGAAAAAAAUUCAAGUCACCACUCUGUCUGCCUUGGGCAUGUUCUGCCUCCACUGCUACCAGUGGAGCUGGUGUUCUGUUGGGAGCAACCUCAAAGACGUUUGUAUGUACUUCCAUAUAAUAUUCAGGCAGAACUGUGGUAAAAAUGCCAUAAUCAACAAGAGAGCUCGGCUGACAAGAAAAUUGGACAGAUGAGCCAAUAAGUGAUUCCUGUAUUGAAUAUAUGUAAUUUCAUUAUCCUUCUGUAUGUGACCUGCAUUUCUUACUGCUUAUUAUUAUUAGCAUCCUGUAACUACAGCUGCAGACAUCUCUUGCACCUCUUCGGAAGAGAGGGAUAAUCCAUCAGCCAGUUCUUCUCCAAUGAUAUGAGUAAGAUUUUACCAGAGGGAUUAAUGGUCAGUUGAAGAGGGUUGUUCCCAGCAGGGCUAAGCAAAAAGCAGCGUGCACCUGAGUUAUGAAGUGGAAGAGAAGGAAACAAAUCUAUAGAUUUUAAGUUCUUAAAUUAGUUUCCCCUUUGCUUCCCUUGUUCACACUGAUAAAUAACCAGACAUGCAAAGCUGGAUGUGUUGACAGUCACCAGUGUAAGCAGGACUGAAAGCUUCUCCCACUGUGCAAACAAGCCUGAAGUCAGUCAGCUACCAAAACCAGAUCAGUAUGUACCAGCUAUUCCAACCCAUGUAGAUGAGAGAUAUUGGAAGGAAAAUCAGUCCUCCUGUCUCUCCUGUGACCUUAUGACAUACCCCAGCACUAGAACCUUUGGCCUCUUAAUGCCGUUACCUUUUGUGUCAAGGCUCCAGCACUGAUCCUUGGGUUGGCUGCUUCCCUAGCACUCUUCCCUGUAGAAUAUCCAGACUCGGUGCAAAUGCUGUGCACAGUGCUCAUUUCAUUCCCUGCUGAAAGGCAGCCAGGCCUGAGGUGGAACAUGGCAAGCGCUUCGCCGCACCUGGCAACUCCACACAGCUGCUGAAAACAAGCGAGGAAGAAAACAGUGUACAAAUGCAGGGGAAUUUUCACAUAGGCAGGAUGUAAUUAGCAGAGCUGGAAUUUGGCCAGGACACUGGGGUUAAAACACUGGCUUGCAGGUAACACACUGGGAUCUUUCAUAAUUCAAAUGCUCAGGAUCUCCCAUUUCCAUUUUACCUGGAAGAUGUCAGAGGACUGUUCCCUAUUUAAUGGUCAUGGGCAGCUCUCGAACAUCUGACACAAAGGAAGAAGUGUCUAAAUGGUGCUGCACCUGCAGAGCUUCUCUGCCAGCAGCUGCCCACCAUGAACAACAGCUCAAAGGAUCACAUCGUGACAGGACCACGGCUGCACUCCUGUAAAACACACCUCCAUGCCUUGGGUUCACUUCACCCCUAACCCUCAUUACUCAGUUUUUGGGCCUCAAAUCCCUUCCAAACAGAAAGAGAAGAUGAUAAAACUAGGGCAGCACCUUUCGCUUAAAACACAAGAGAGAGAAUAUUACCAUUAGGUGCUGCUUCAACCUUGUUCUCUGCCAUUUGAAAUAAUUUCAGAUAGCUAUUGGACAACAGAGAAUUUAGAUGAAGCACUUCCUCCCAGUGUAGAUGAAUAAACUUUUCCAACUGGCCUUGCUGGUAAUACACAGACCAUGAAGAGUUUUUGCUGCCGUCUUCCUUCCAGCAGGGAAAUUAUGUUCAAACCAGCAAAACAUUUUUUUUCCACUUCAUGAUCUCACUUUCUGUAUGAGCUAUUUUCUGUUUACUACGAAGAUGUUGAAUGUCCACAAAAGAUCAGGGAAGUUCAUUCAUGAACCUCACAUAUGUAAAAGUCUGCAUUAUGUUUCUACCAUGAUGUGGCCCACAAUCUGAAAUACAAAUAAUUGCAAACCUCUAACCCCUUGUCAGUCUGACCUGCAAACACGUGCACUCAAAGAGCUGACUUCCCCUGUGUAGUGCAGUGUGUGCAAGCAAAACAAGAAGUGUUCCUGCCAUCUGAAAAAGUAUAAUCUCUGCGUCAGUAAGUCAUAGAAAAGGGACCCCUCCUCUGCCUCUGAGAGCCUACCAUGCCAGCUUUUGGUUUAUUUGCAGGGGGGAGGGAAGAGGGGUGUUUGUAUGCCCAGGCUGCCAUGCAAGCCCCCUCUCUGUCAAGUGUUGUUUAAUGCAACCACCAACUAAACUUGACGAGUAGCUCAGUCAGUGAGACAACAAACCUACAGACAGCCUUCAGUGGCAAAAUGCACUGGGGAGAGUAAAGAGCGAGCAGCUGCAGGCAACAGGAAAUCCAGCACUAAUAAAUAAAACGUCUUAUAGCCAGAAAGAGGAAAUAAACAGCAGCAGCACAAACUAAGAGGACAGAAGAGAGCAUAACUGUGGCAUGGGAAUCACUGAGUUACAGUGAGCUUAUUUUUACAGAACGUUGUCCUGGUUUGUUAUGUGUUCAGACUGCAAAAAAAGUGGGGGAGUAGGGGAACUGCUCAAAGAGAGGGUCUCUAUCAGAAGUUGUCAACAACCACUGUAAUUAAGGAAGCAGCCAGAGCACACACAACCAGAGCUACUGCCAAACUGAAAUGAAAGCAUUUUUUGUUUUCAGCUGUAGCCCCAAAGGAUAAUAAAAGAUGUUUCUACCAUGCCAAGUGAGGAGCUGCAGGACACCAUUUCUAGAUGGCCCUCCUCCCAUCUUUCCAAAAUUAUACACUGUGGGGAAGCAGCAAGUUACUGUUCCUAAGUGUGCUUUCAAAGCCUGUGCCCGCACACUCCAUCUGACUGCAGCCACCUGGGAAGGCCAGCCACAAGACAGGUGGGUCCCCAAC